Molecule: messenger RNA, 6336 nt
Organism: Phaethon lepturus (White-tailed tropicbird)
Lineage: Eukaryota; Metazoa; Chordata; Aves; Phaethontiformes; Phaethontidae
Gene: ZGRF1
Product: zinc finger, GRF-type containing 1
Exons: 27
Coding region: 1-6330 (2109 amino acids)
Biological process (GO): double-strand break repair
Cellular component (GO): nucleus; site of double-strand break
Molecular function (GO): zinc ion binding; helicase activity
Source: RefSeq, a predicted model, not a curated record
AUGGCUUCUCAAGAAUUUACUGUAUUGUACACUCACCAGAAAAUGAAAAAAUCAAAAACGUGGCAAGAUGGAAUUCUGAGGAUUAGAACUGGCGGAAAUAAGGCUGUCUUGUUUGAUGAUAAAGGACAGUGUUUGGAGAGUAUUUUUAUAAAAUCUCAGGUCAAUACUGGAGAUAAUUUAGAAAGCGAACGAUAUUUGAUCACAGUUGAAGCAGUAAAAGUGAAUGAAAAAUCUUUUGAAGAUCAGCCAAGGACAGCAGAAAGUCCAGCAGUGGAUAGAAAUGCUGUAAAACCUGGUGUUCUGCCUCCAAGACAUCUGUCUGUCGGCUUGAAAAGGAAGUUUACAGGUUUCCAAGGGCCACGCCAAGUUGAAAAGAAAAUAUCAACAAUGGAAGAUGGAGAAAAACCAAAAAUACUGCCUUUACCUAAGCAGUGCCAGGGUACUUUUCCGUCCAAGUUUUAUGUUACCUCUCCGUUAUUUUCUACGAUUUGCAAGAAGGAUGCAGAAACAAAUCUAUCUGCAGGCUUUCAUGAAGAUGUGUGUACGGCUACUGACAAAGAACACGUGUCUCUCUCCUCACUGCUUUCGGCUCCGUUUCUUGACAGAUGUGAGGAGACAGAGAAGCAAAACUCCGAUCAGUCCAUUGUGAAGCCAGAAUCUCCUCUAAUUACCAGGCACGCCCAAUCUAGUAGUCAGACAGGCUGUCACAGGGCAGCGUCACAGAACAUCAGGAGCACAGCACAGAUAAUAGCUCUUUUGAAGUCUAAACCAACACAAGGAUGCAGAGAGCAAACAACGUCUGAAGUCACAGAAUGUCCUUCUAGAUUUCAGGCAUUGGAAAAUGCAGACAGCUUAUAUGACAAAAAAAGCAUGAUCCUACCUGCUUUUUCAGGCAACCCUGCCAAAAGUCUCAUUCAAAAUAUUCAGCACCUGCCUUUUACAAAGGGAACUGUAAGUGAUGAAAAGGAGUGGAAUGCUGAAAUGCUUCUAAGUUCAGCUGAACAACCUUGUGAUAAAGAAGUCACAGGACAGACGCAUGACGAAAAAGCAAAUAAUUUAAGUCAAGAGAUACCAGAUCCCUGCAAUACAAAUAGUUGCUUCCUACCUGCAGCCACCAUAAGCAGCAUGAGUGACAAUCAGUUUGUCCCAUCCUCAGGUGAAGUUUUGUGUUCAACAAGUCCAGUCACCUUUGAAAAAACUCUCUCCAGACACAGGGAGCGUUCAGUGACUAACGGCCUUAAGGAGACUUCACCUGUGAGGUUGCCAAAUGAGCUUGGGCCCAGGCGAGGUUCAGAAAGGCUGCCUCGUGACCUGGAGCUCUCUGUGGACGUAACGUUGCCUGGAAUUGGAAUUGGAAAGGAGGAAUUAAGUACGCGUGGCAAAGACUGUGGUGCAGAUGAACAGGUGAUGGAGGUUAACUUUAAUCUAAUGGAGGCUUUUGAUUUUAAUGUCACCGACAAUGAAGACCUGUGUGAAAGCAAUGUGAAUAAGCUCACCGAAGGAGACAUGCUUUUACCAAGUCCAGAUUUCUUAAAAGGAGAAGGUGCAGCCCAAAACAGCAUGCUGAGGCUUCAUUCUUGCUGUGAAGUAGUGACACACAGUAAAAAUGAAGAAACCAAAUGUUCAACGUUUGACAGAGAGAAUGACAGAAACCACUGCACUGGGGGUAUACCCUCUCAGCUUGGCGACAACAAUGUCGGAGAGAUGGGGAGAACUGCAGAAGACUCUGCAAACCAGACCAGAAUUGAAGUGAGACGUUUGGAUGAUGGAAACAACAUAAAAGAGAUGAAAGAAAGUCAAUUAAGUAUUGAAGCCACAAAAAAUAAGAAGGAUCUUGAUGGCUGUGGAGCAUGUACCAUUAGCGGCAUGCCAUGGAUAAAAAGCAAGCACUCUGAUCUUUUGCCUGAUGACACAAAUGUUAAUGGAUGUCACCCUAAAGCCAGUAUGUUUGAGAAAACUGGAAGUAUGUCAUGUAUUUCUAUGAGCAGAGUAAUUUCUGCAAUGGACAAAAGGACCGAAGAAGAUGUUACACAGCUUGGAUGCAAGAAAUCCCCAGAUGUUCAUUUAGAACCCUUCUGGGCCACUAAGAGUGAUGACGUUAAACCAGGUAGUCCUUUGCUGGGUUUGUCACAAAAAUCAGAUCCUAGCUAUGGCUCAUUCCGAUAUAGUGCAGAAGACCAUCGAAAGGUAUUUGGCAUUUCACAGAAGGAAGAUACUUUCAUUUCCAGAAGUUCUAUCUGUCCUUUAGGAAAAGGCUGUUUGUCUCCAGAGGAAACAGCAGCAGGUGAAACUGAGUUUGAAAACGUAGAGAGCAUAAACGCCUUUCCUGAAGCCUGCAAAGCUGAAAGAAUAGGAAUUGAUUGCCUGAAAUGCACGGAAAUAGCUGAAAAUUCAUCAGAUCUUCCCGAUUUGGUAAACAGUAUUGCUCUUCUAAGAGCUUUGACUCAACAUAGCACAGCAUUAGAAAGCUUACAACAGAUGGAGGAAAAUAAUAGCAUAUUACAUGAAGCAAAGACUUCUAAAGAGAUACUUGAACCCCUUGUGAAAGAUGAAGCUAUAAAACACUUUACAGAAAUGCCUUACUCAGAAAGUAUACAGGCAUCUUCCUGUUCAUACUUUGAUUCUUCUGGCCUUAUGCCUGUUGCGUUUCAAGGGCACCAAGUAAAGGGAUCAGCAGCUAGUGAGAUGAUGUGGAGAGCUCCCUGCCUCCAGCCAGGAUGGCAGCAGUACCCAGAUGAUACGGAGUUUGCAGCCGAGAGGUUUUUGUCACCCCUGUUUUCAAGCAAUUAUGUCCUUUCUGACUUCAGAGAGUCUCCAGGUUCAGGUAGUCUUCAUGAGGAUGAUAUCAACUUUAUCAGAGAAGAGAAUUUUCAACAGAAUUCUGACGUUAUUAAAGAGUCAAGAAUCAAUCAGUCCCCAUUGGCAUUGAAUGUGUGUUCUGAAGUUCCCCCGCGGACUGUGUCAGGCUCACCUUCACAUUCCGAUGCGAGACGAACGCAGUGGACUUCAUGGGAACCUGACAAGAUAAUUUCAUCAGUAGAACUGACUUCCUCACUUGAUCCAGACUCUACAAUUUCUCCAGCCUCAGGAAGUGAGGAAACUACAGGAGACAUCCAGGAGCCCCCGAUACACAGGAUCUUGCCAAGUGAACCAGAACUUUCACAUUUUUCUUUCGCACGGGAGAAAUCCGGCUAUCUGGAGGAAUGCAACCUCUCAAGAUUCAACCCCAGAGCUAAAACACGAACUCCAUUUGUCACUCUUCCUGCCACGGAGAAGAUUCCUAACGCAGUUUAUCCAACUGACAGCGAGGAGCUCCAGCAAUCUUUCGGCUCGUCAGUAGUCAAUUUAUGCAACAAGUCAUCAGUAUUUCCUAUUAGCACUUUUGGCCCUGAGGACAGAAAUUACGAAACCUCUGUGUUUGGAGAGUACACGGAAGAGAGACAAAGGGAAUCCAUGCCACCGGCGUUCCCUAAUGUGACUUCAAAAUAUAGACAAAGCAAGUGGCUAAAGUAUCAAAACAGUUCUCAGUGUGACUUGGUAACUCAAAACAGCGAUGAUGGGGAAAUGACUGAUGACAUCUGUGCUGAGAACAUCCUUGGAAUGCCGCUGGGUGACACAGGAGAGAACAGCGCUGUGAAUAAAAGUGCUCCCAGCUCCGCACUUCUACAGACGGCAAGGAGCACGCCUGGCAACUGCUGUGCAAAUACCAGCAACCAAGAUUUGAUUUCAGAGGGGAAGUUACUUUCUCUGCGCUCAAGUCAGACGCCUUUGGCUGAAGCAACACAAAAGGUGUUAAGUCAUCUGAGCUGCCACACCAUAACAGGAGAUGGCCAGGACAUAACUAUCUCUGAGUUGUCUUUUCCCAAUGCGGAUAAAGUAAAAUAUACUAACCUUCCUAAAAGAAAGAUUUCCAUACCAACUGUGUUUCAGUCUCACGUUCACUAUAAACAAAUUUUUAAAGCUGCUCUGACAGAGCAAUUAAACACGGUGCUCUUUGAGUUGUCACAAAGAUUACACAACGCUCUUUCAAAAGUGGAUAUAUCAUUUUACACUUCCCUGAAAGAUGGGCGAAGUCAGAGCAAAGCAAGCUGCGUUCCACUCUGCAAUCACAUGCAUCCUGCUAAGCUUGCUGUGGUUAAAAAAGAAGGUCAAAACAAGGGUCGUUUGUUCUAUACCUGUGAUGCCCCAAAAGCUGAGCAGUGUUCAUUUUUCAAGUGGAUAGAAGAGGUGAACCCCGCACAGAUAAAAUCCAGACCCAGCGUAGUGCUUCAUGAUAUAAAAAGUAUUGGGACAUACCUCAGAAGUCAAAAGAUUUCCCUCUAUGAGGAAUGCCAGCUUUUGGUGAGGAAAGCCUUUGAAGCUCAAACACAGCGGUGUAGUAAGUUCAAGAAAUUUAUAAAUACACCUGCCAGGUUUGAUGGCGAUUCCAAAACCAAAUUAUACCUCAAACUAAGCAGAAAGGAGCAUUAUUCUCUCUAUAGCAAAGAUGAUAUCUGGGUUGUUUCGAAGACUCUGAACUUUGAUCCCCUCGAUACGUUCAUUGCAAGCAGUGCUUUCUUUGGACCAUCCUCCAACAAUGAAGUAGAAUUACUACCAUUGAAAGGUUACUGCCCCUCAAACUGGCAAUCAAAUAUGUUUGUUCAUGCCUUGCUGGUUUGUAAUGCUAGUGGUGAGCUUACAUCUUUAAGAAAUGUGGAGGAGCACUUCAAUCCAUCUACGUUACCACUAAUACCAUAUCUACUAAAAAUGAAUUUUGGUUCUGAAAAUGCUACUAAUAGAGUCACCAAAAGAAAAUUUAUUCCACCUGCCAUCAGCCUGAAACGCACAAUGAUGCCUGUCAGCACUGAAGUGGCAAUGGGACUAGCUAAAAAGAUGAUCCAAACGUUCUCACUGAACCCCGAUCAAGCUACAUCACUCAUUUGGAUCGCUCAGAUGAUGACCUCAUGUGAAAAUAUCAAACCAGUGGAAGAACAUCAGAGCUUCCCUAUCACUAUCAUACGUGGUGUUUUUGGAGCCGGAAAGAGCUAUCUGCUGUCUGUUGUGAUCUUGUUCCUAGUACAGCUCUUCGAAAGGAGUGAAGCGACGGAGGGUCCAAGGCCAGCUCCAUGGAAACUUCUGAUUGCUUCUCCCACAAACGUUGCCGUUGACAGGAUACUGCUGGGGCUACUUGAUCUCGGAUUUGAGGAUUUUAUCAGAGUGGGAAGUAUUAGGAAAAUCACCAAAGCAAUUCUUCCCUAUAGUUUACAUGCUGGCUCAGGAAAUGAAAAUGAGCAGUUAAAAGAACUGCUUGCUCUCAUGAAAGAAGAUUUAACUCCGGUUGAAAAAAUAUACGUCAGGAAGAGUAUUGAGCAACAUAAACUGGGGACCAAUAAAACUAUACUGCAACAGGUAAAAGUGGUUGGAGUUACCUGUGCUGCCUGCCCGUUCCCUUGCCUGAAUACUCUGAAGUUCCCUGUAGUGAUGCUGGACGAGUGCAGUCAGAUGACCGAACCCGCUUCUCUCCUCCCCAUUGCAAGGUUUCAGUGUGAAAAGCUAGUCCUUGUCGGAGACCCUAAGCAAUUACCGCCAACGAUUCAAGGGUCUGAGAGUGUUCAUGAAAAGGGACUGGAGCAGACUCUCUUGGACCGGCUUUGCUUAAUGGGACAUAAACCAAUACUUCUUCGGACACAGUACCGAUGUCACCCUGCUAUUAGUGCCAUAGCCAACGAGCUGUUCUACGAAGGAAAUCUGAUAGAUGGUGUUUCUGAGAAAGACAGAAGUCCUUUAUUGGACUGGCUUCCAACACUAUGUUUUUAUAGUGUUAACGGGGUAGAGCAAAUUGAAAGAGACAACAGCUUUUAUAACAUGGCAGAAGUUCAUUUUACAGUCAAGCUCAUCCAGUGUCUGAUUGCAAGUGGGAUAGAAGGAUCUGCAAUUGGUGUGAUUACUCUUUAUAAAUCACAGAUGUGUAAGAUUCAGAAUUUCCUUAGUGGCGUACACUCCGAGGCUUUUGAAAUUAAAGCUGUGCAGGUGUCCACUGUAGAUGCGUUCCAAGGCGCUGAGAAGGAGAUCGUUGUUUUGUCGUGCGUAAGAACAAGACACAUUGGGUUCAUAGACUCGGAAAAGAGAAUGAACGUGGCGCUAACGAGAGCUAAGAGGCAUUUGUUGAUUGUCGGAAAUCUGGCCUGUCUAAGUAAGAACAGACUGUGGGGAAAAGUAAUUCAUCACUGCAAAGGAUGGGAUAAUGGAUUACAACAUGUCAGCCAGUGUGAGCAGCAGCUAAACGACAUUCUUAAGUGUUACUUUGAGAAACAGAAGGAAGAGGAACAGAGUAAGAAAAAGGAAAAAUGAAAUGUG